Messenger RNA from Lucilia sericata (common green bottle fly), 512 nucleotides. RefSeq lists its product as uncharacterized. Bases 74 to 388 code for a protein of 104 amino acids. The record is from RefSeq and is a predicted model, not a curated record. The transcript has 2 exons. Lineage: Eukaryota; Metazoa; Arthropoda; Insecta; Diptera; Calliphoridae.
AUGAUCAACACUUUUACAUGUAUUGUCAAUUUAUAUUUGUUAAAUUUAUAAUUUUCUUUCUUUUUUUAUUAUUAUGUGUGAUGUUGAAACAAUUACCAAAGAUAUUAAAAACAUAUUGUGUCAUUAUAAGGAAAAUCAAAAUCGCAUUUUAUUGAAUGCUUGCAAUGAAAUACGCCUUUGUCAUGGCGGAUAUUUAGAUUUGACAGUGCGCCACAAAAUGCUAAGACGAUUAACGUAUUUUUCGACGUUUAUUUUGGCUAUUUUUACAUUAAUAUUUGCAACUUGCGGAUUGUGGUUGUUAAGACGUUAUAAUUAUUCCUAUAAUCUGGGAGGUUGUUCCUCAGUGACUUUCCUUUGGCCCUUUGAAGAAUGUCCCGUAGUCUUUUAAUCAAAUUUAAGACGUUUGUUCAAUAAGAUGUCAUUAGCUAUAGUUAAUUAUAAUUAUAUAAUAUAAUUAUAUAUUUUUUUUAUUGAGUGCCUUUAAUGUACUGAAAAGUCGACUUUUCGACUCA